Messenger RNA from Bursaphelenchus okinawaensis, 3518 nucleotides. The record is from the annotation of a GenBank genome assembly. Lineage: Eukaryota; Metazoa; Nematoda; Chromadorea; Rhabditida; Aphelenchoididae.
AUGUCGGAGACCAACACUUUCGACUCCCAUCUCAGCGAUGCCAACAAACAAUCGCCUCAGAAGGAAAUUCAGGCCGAAUCCGUAAAUGAAUUUAUUCAAAAAAUGACCGGAGGCAAUCGUGCUCAGAUUGUCAUGGAGCACGAUAAGAUCAGGAAGAUGGAACGGCACGUCUUAAGUUUCACACAAAAUACGGACGUGAGUUUUUUAUAAAGGGGAGGUUGGAAUACGUUUAGGCUUAGGAGGGAAUUUUUAGGCUUGUUACUCUGUUUUUAAGCUUAGAACUUAAUUUUUGGGCUUAGCAAUAAUUUUUAAGCUUAGUCUUAAAUUUUUAGGCUUACUACUUAAAAUUUAGGUAUAACGUAAACUUUUAGGCUUAUCACUUAGUUUUUAGGCUUAUCAGUUUAUUUUUAGAUUUAAAAGUCAGCUUUAGGCUUAAAACUCAAUUUUAGACUCAUCACUUAGUUUUUAGGCUUAAAACUUAAUUUUAAGGCUUGAAAUUUAAUUUUUAGGCUUCGCAUUCAAUGUUUAGGCUUAAAGUUCAAUUUUUAAGUGUAGUACUUAACUAUUAGGCUUAUCAACAAUUUUUAAGCUAAUCACUCAAUGUUUAAGCUUAGCUUUUAAUUGUUAAGCUUACUACUCAAUUUGUAGGCUUAGCAUUUAAUGUUUAGGCUUAGCGCUAAAUUUUUGGGCUUAUUUCUUAUUUUUUAUUCUUAGCUUUUAAUUUUUUAAGCUUAGCAUUUAAUCUUAGGCUUAGCAUUCAAUUUUUAGGUUUAAAGCUCAAUUUUUAGGCUUAGAAUUCAAUUUUUAGGCUUAAAACGCAAUUUUUAGGCUUAACAUCCAAUUUUAGGCUUGACUAACGUAAUUAUUUUAGAAAAACCGUUUCCUCAACGUCCUACUGUACAGUGAAGGCUCAGUAAAGUUGACAAAGCCGCCAAACUCAAAUGACACAGAAUACAUUCACGCUUCCUUGGUCAAGUCCCGUUAUGGUCAAUAUAUCCUCGGUCAGGCACCAAAAUCCAACACCCUGAACGAGUGGUACCGUAUGAUUUGGCAGUACAAUGUUCAAGUCGUGGUUUGUCUACUACCAGCCAUUAACAAUGAGGAGUGUUGCAAGUACUUCGAGCAGAAGGCUGGCAGGAAAGUCAAUGUACGGUAGGGAGUGGGGUACUGUAAUAGUAGUGUAUUCUAGGGGGUGCGGUACUGUAAUAGUAGUGUAUGGUAGGGGGUGGGUUACUGUAGUAAUAGUGUAUGCUACGGGGUGGAGUACUGUAAUAGCAGUGUAUGGUGGAGGUGGAAUACGAUAGCACGUGAAUGAGAGGAGGGUGCGGUAUGAUAGCGUACAGUAGGUGUAUAGCAUCUUUGGGGUCUGGUACGGUACGCGGGUAUCAUAAGGAUAAGAUGCGGUAGCUAUGUUGUACGAUUAGGCUCGAUAAGAGUACUAUAGCCAGGUAUAGUAUGGAUACAGUACAAAUGGUGUAAUAUAAAAAAGAGAGAUUGUGUAUGGGUAGCACUGUAAGGAUAGGAUAAGCUACCGCAAGGGUGAGGUGAGGUACUGUAAUAUUAUAGCUGUGUAGAAAUGAGGUACUAAUAUAUAUCAGAACACAGUACAGUAGACUAUUUCUAAGGGAAGGUAGGUAAAACAGGGAUAGGUUACUGUACUCUAUCUUUAACGUAAGAUUGAGUACUGUAGAUGAUAGGGUAGAGAUGGAGUAGGGGUGGUGCAGGAAUUUGCGGGUAGGUGAGAUACUGUAUUUUUAAAUUUCAGAAGGGUCGAUUCACGUUGAAAACGUUCGCCAUUCGUCAGGAGCUUCAGUGUGUGAUCUACGAGAUUCGAAUGAAGAACUCAGGUGCCAAGAAAGGAGAAGAUAAGGAGCACAUCUUUCAUAUUGUUCAUUUCCCUAAAUGGAAAGUAAGUUUUUACAUUUACAGUAAACACAUUGAAAUAUUAGGCCAAGUUUGGCUAAAGUCAAGAUUAAACUAGGAUAGGCUUGGCUUGGAUUGGCUUUGUUUGGCUAGACUAGGCUAGGCUGGACUGGGCUUGGUUUGGCUUGACUUGGCUAGUCUUUAUUUGAUUUGGCUUGGCUUGGCUUGGCUUGGCUUGGCUUGGCUUGGCUUGGCUUGGUUUGGCUUGGCUUGACUUGGCUUGGCUUGGCUUGGUUUGAUUUGGUUUAGUUUGGCUUGGCUAGGCUUAGACUGACUUGGCUUGACUUGGUUAGCUUAACUUGGCUUGGAUUGGUUUGGCUUGACCGCUCGAUUUGGCGUGGCUCAGAUAGACUUGAUUUGCCUUGACUUGGCUUCGCUUGGCUUGGGUUAGCUUAGCUUUAGCUAAGACUAACAAUAACAGUUUUGGCUAUGUAGGCUACCUUUGGCUAUAUUCCAAGCUAAGCUAGAGCUAGAAAGUACUGUAUGUCUAUAUCCUGGUAAAACUACAGUAUGAUUUUUAAGAUUGGAGACAAGUCCCCUCAGCCAAAAACCCUGAUCCAAGUCUUUCGAAGCGUUUGGGCCCUGGAGAAGUCAAUGAGAUUGGGCCGCGAGCACGAAGGCUUUGUCCUGGUACACGGUUGUAGUGGAGUACGACGGACUGGAACGUUUGUGGUCGCAGCCAUGUUAUGUCGCCAGAUCAAAGAGACUAAACUCUUGGCUGUUCCAGCCAUUGUGGCCAAGGUGCGACGAAUGAGAUACGGUAUCAUGAGGGACAUUAUCAACUACGAACUCGUGAUCGAAACAGCACUGACAUAUGGAUGUGAGCAGGGCUUGAUAGACCGAAAGAACAUCAUGUAUCUGCAGACUAUUGACGUGAGUAGAAAGCGUUAUACCUAGAGAUGUUUUUUGAAGGCAGGGUAGUUUUUUGAGGGCAGGGUAGAUUUUGAGAGUAGGGUAGUUUUUGAGGGCAGGGUAGAUUUUGAGGGCAGGAUAGAUUUUGAGGGCAGGGUAGAUUUUGAGGGCAGGGUAGAUUUUGAGGGCAGGGUAGAUUUGAGGGUAGGGUAGUUUUUGAAGGUAGGGGAUUUUUUAAGGGUAGGGUAGUUUUUAAGGGCGGGGUACUUUUUAAGGGUAGGGUAGUUUUCGAGGGCGGGGUAGAUUUUUAAGGCAUUGUAGAAUUUUGAGGGUAGGGUAGUUUUUGAUGGUAGGGUGAAUUUUUAAGUCAGGGUAGUUUUGGAAGGUAGGGGAGUUUUGAAGGGUACGGUAGUUUUUGAGAGUAGGGUAAGGCCUAACAUCAGAAAAAAGUUAGGGUAGGGCAGAACAAGACAGAAAUAAAAAAAGUAGUGAAUACUGUAACAUUUUCCGAUUUUCAGAAGAUCCGUGACUCUCUGAAGGAAAAGAAAACUAAAGAGAGAAACAGGGAGACUGAAGCUCAAGAUAAUGGAGGUGAUACCGUAGCCAGCACAGCCACAAAUGUCACAGCCGCAGGCGGAGAAGCGGCCGGUGGAGAAUCACAAGUUGGCCAGUCCGCCGCCGGCCAAACCGCGACCGGAGGACAAUCAGCCGCCGGUCCAUCAGCCGCCACUGCUCCAGCUUAA